GUGCUGUGUCCGCGCAUGCGCAUUGCGGCCCGCACGCCGCUCUAUUUAAUUGCCCCCGCGCGGAACUGCCCCCGGCAGAGGGCGGCGAGCGAGCGAGCGAGCGGUCCGGUGUCUACCCGCGCACACGGCGCACUUACACCGCUCCCAUCAUCUCUCAGCAGCUCUCGGCUGUCUCCUCGCCGACCUCUCCCGUCCGCCGCCAUGGGAUCCAAGGCGUCGUCGCUGCUGCAGGACGAGGAGAUCGAGGAGAUCAAGCGGGAGACCGGAUUUACGACGAGCCAAAUAACCCGCCUCUACAGCCGCUUCACCAGUCUGGACAAGGGGGAGAAUGGUACCCUCAGCCGAGAAGACUUCUUGCGGAUUCCGGAGCUAGCCAUAAACCCUCUUGGUGACAGGAUCGUCAAUGCCUUCUUUAUAUACGGGGAGGACCAGGUAAAUUUCAGGAGAUUUAUGGCCACACUGGCACACUUCCGUCCCAUGGAUGGACAAAAGAAUGGCGAGGCAAACGAAGCACUCAACAGCCGCUCCAAUAAGCUGAAAUUUGCUUUUAAACUCUAUGACCUGGACAACGAUGAUAAGAUAUCCCGCCAGGAGCUGCUCCAUGUGCUGCGAAUGAUGGUUGGGGUGAACAUCUCUGAUGAACAGCUGGGCAGCAUUGCUGACAGGACCAUCCAAGAGGCAGACCAGGAUGGUGACAAUGCCAUUUCCUUCACCGAGUUUGAAAAGGUCCUCGAAAAGGUGGAUGUGGAACAGAAGAUGAGUAUUCGCUUCCUUCAUUGACACUGGAGAGUUGGGGUGGAUGUAACUGCACUUCCAAGUUAUGCUACGUUGGAAGUGUGCGAUUUUUCAUCUUAUCCCUGGCUCAAUCUAUUUGCAAAUUUAAUUGUUCUCUGGCACGCAUUUUUUCAUGGACAAUCUGCUGUAAAUUGUAAGGCGUGUUUGCCGCACUUCCAUGGCAAGCUUAGUUCGUGCUGGAAUCUGCCUGAGCAGGACCCAGGUGAAUUCCAUCAGUCCCUCCAUGCCUCCCUAGGUGAUCAUGUGACCUGAGUUGCGGUUGCAUCUGGACGCUAUAUGAACCAAAAUUUUAUUGUUUCACUUGUCUCAAUCAAAUUAAGCUGUUUGGUCGAAAAAUACAUGAAAGUAUACAGUUACUUAUCCAAGGCUAUUGUAAUAUACCCGUUUCUAAAUAAAAAAAAAUACUGUACGGUUUUUUUGCCACCCUAUGUAAUGGCCAGUAAACUCCCCUACAUUGCUAAAUGCCUGCCCAGCUAAAGAUGCACACUCCCAGGGUUCCUUGGCCUUUGUGGAGUCGAGCGGAUGGGUCGCUGAGGUGUGGAGGGAGGAGGGGAGGGACUGAGGCUCUGUAGUCUGUGAGCAUGGCUACGGACUGGCUGUGGAAAUGUGGCUUAUACUCCUUUUUGUGCUGUUCCAAAAAAAGCACUGAUUGUUGGAUUAUGAUUGCCUUUAAUGCCAUAGCACUCGUAUAUUAGUGUCUUAAUCAAGUUUUUAUUUUAUUUUUCGAUUUAAAGCUUUCGUGACUGCAAGGAUUCAUCUUCUUUGGUUCUUUCGGUAAAGUCACGUAGAAUAAGAAUAAAUUAAUAAAAUAACACAAUAAAAUUC
Molecule: messenger RNA, 1620 nt
Organism: Petromyzon marinus (sea lamprey)
Lineage: Eukaryota; Metazoa; Chordata; Hyperoartia; Petromyzontiformes; Petromyzontidae
Product: calcineurin B homologous protein 1-like
Molecular function (GO): calcium ion binding
Source: RefSeq, a predicted model, not a curated record